Molecule: messenger RNA, 2390 nt
Organism: Miniopterus natalensis
Lineage: Eukaryota; Metazoa; Chordata; Mammalia; Chiroptera; Miniopteridae
Gene: M6PR
Product: mannose-6-phosphate receptor, cation dependent
Biological process (GO): protein targeting to lysosome
Cellular component (GO): trans-Golgi network; Golgi apparatus; endosome
Molecular function (GO): protein domain specific binding
Source: RefSeq, a predicted model, not a curated record
CGGUCCCCGGAGUGGAGCACCGCGAGGCUCCGCGAGGAACGCUGGCAGUGGCAAGAGCUCUGGGCGCGGGGUCUGCGGCUGGCCCCUCGCUGGCCCUGUCUCCCAGCCCCAGGCAGGUACUCACCCUGGGAGUCUGAACUUUGGCUGCCCCUGUGCCCGCGACAUGAUGUUCCCCUUCUACCGCUGCCGGAGGACUGGACUGCUGCUGCUGCUACUCCUGGCCGUCACAGUAAAAGAAUCCUGGCAGAAAGAAGAAAAAACCUGCGACCUGGUAGGAGAAAAGGGUAAAGAGUCCGAAAGAGAGUUGGCUGUACUGAAGAGGAUGACACCACUGUUUAACAGAAGCUUUGAGAGCACUGUGGGCCAGGGUCAAGAAACAUAUAUGUAUAUAUUCAGGGUGUGCCGGGAAGCUAACAACCACUCCUCCGGGGCAGGCCUGGUGCAGAUCAACAAAAGUAACGGGAAGGAGACAGUGGUGGGGAGAAUCAACGAGACUCACAUCUUCAAUGGAAGUAAUUGGAUCAUGCUGAUCUAUAAAGGGGGUGAUGAAUAUGACAAUCACUGUGGCAAGGAGCAGCGUCGUGCAGUGGUGAUGAUCUCCUGCAAUCGACAUACCCUAGCGGACAAUUUUAACCCUGUGUCUGAGGAGCGAGGCAAAGUCGAAGAUUGUUUCUACCUCUUUGAGAUGGAUAGUAGCCUAGCCUGUUCCCCAGAGGUCUCCCACCUCAGUGUGGGUUCUAUCUUACUUGUCACGUUUGCAUCACUGGUUGCUGUCUAUAUCAUCGGGGGGUUCCUAUACCAACGAUUGGUGGUAGGAGCCAAGGGAAUGGAGCAGUUUCCCCACUUAGCCUUCUGGCAGGAUGUUGGCAACCUGAUAGCAGAUGGUUGUGACUUUGUGUGCCGUUCUAAACCCCGAAAUGUGCCUGCUACAUACCGUGGUGUGGGGGAUGAUCAGCUGGGGGAGGAUUCAGAAGAAAGGGAUGAUCAUUUACUACCAAUGUGAAUGCACUUUAUACGCCCAGCUUCUUCGUUCCCCAAACCAAAGCAUCCUCAGCCAAUUUCUUACGCAAUCUGCUCCAGCCUCUCAUCUCCCCCUUACUGUUGCUCUUGCUUUCCAGUUUGCUUUUGGUUUGCGUCAUCUCCCCCUAAUAGAAAUGCGUUCCUUUUAUUCCCUAUUUUUGGUUUUUCCUCUAGAGUGGUACAGUUGUAGGUCAGAGAUAAUAUAAUAAGGCCUGUGACAAAAGGCACUGUCUUGGUAUAGGAAGGUACAUGGAGGAUAGUUAGGAGCAAAAGCAUGUGGAAGACUCACUGACCUUCUUAAACAUUUUCACAAGCUUUUCAGACACUGGAAUUCUUUAAUUUAAAAAAAGCAAAGCAAAAAAAAACAUUUUUUAUACAAGGUUUGAUUGCUUCCAUGCUUGUAGUCUCCAUGAGAAUCUGCAUGUAAUUUCUUGCUGCUUGGAACUACUUUGCAAUGAAUAUUUUGUUGCAGUCCAAGUACUGCCAUUUGGUCUGAGCCUGGAGAUGUGGUAGACCUGCUUCUCCCACCUCUGGGGUUAGGGUGGGGAAAAUGUGAAAUUUCCCAGUUAGAGGAUUGUAAAUUACCAUCACUAGCAUUGGAGUAACUUUGUAGCUGGAAUUGGGCCCUGGAUUGUGGUCUUGCGGUUAUUAGUCCACAUGUAGCCAAAAUUCCUAAUCCACAAAUCGUGUCUGUUAGAAAGAGAAACUGAAAGUGACCUCUGCUACAGGAGUUCCAGAAAAGGGAAGUCUGUUUACCGUGUAGUGGGAUCUCUUAGAUGGCUUUUCUCUCCCACUUGCAGUAAAAGUUGGCAAAGCCUUUCUUACCAGUGUUUCUAAACAUGUUGCACUUUCCACAGGCAUGUCAUUGGACUAUUUUUUUCAAUCUUCUGGAAAGGGAAUGGAGGCAGAUGCAGGACAUUAGGGCUCUGCCACCCUCUGCUCUUGGUGUGGGGAUUCCACACCUGUCCCUGCUUCUGGCUCAGGGAAGUCUCUUGCCUACAUUUCUGUGUGGAGAGGUUUUUAGUGCUCUCCACCUUUCUACUUAGGUCAUGUGCCCAGAACCUGGCCUGGCCUGAUCUUUAUUUAACAGUGAACCUGUGCCACUGAAGAGUAACAUGGCUCCACUGGGCACAAGAGGAUGGAAUCAAUAGGCAGGGGCCUUUUAUAGCCUUAGAGGAGAAAAUAAAAUGAUUUCAUCCUUGGACUUUUAAAUACUAUCGCAAUGAUUUUUUUCUUUCUAAACAGGGAAAAUAAUGUUAUAAAAACAUCUUUUUGUUAUUUGUUUGCAUCCCUCCCCCAUAUUCUGGUGUUGGAAAAAAACUAUCAUUUUUUGUACAAAAACACUUGAAAGAUUAAAAAAAACAAACCAU